AGUUCGAUAAUACGAAUAUAACUCUGAACGGAAAUAGAUGUUUUUAUAAAUUUAAUAUUUUUCUUUUAUUAGAAAAUGUCACUUCUAACUUCUCGAAGUGAAGUAUCAAGGUGCCUUCUAAAUGAAGAACUAGAUCUAAGUCUUUUGAAGCCUUUAACAACGGAAAAUGAGGCAGAGAGCGAUAAUAAACCUCCUGAAGAUACCAACAGCUGCGAUGAUUUUGAAAUGCAAACCUUCUCAGACAGUUCUACUGAUGAAGAAGCUGAUAAAUACAAUGAAUAUUACUUUGAAUCCGACGCGUUAGUUUACAGAGACUGUAAAGAUUAUCGGAAAUUGUUAUCUACGAUGGCUAUUCUAGAAGCUCAAAAAGUUCAAGCUCUUAAAGACAUUGACUAUCUUGCUAAUUUGAAGCGGAAAGCUAUUGAAAACCCAACUGAUUUUUGUAAGGAGUUGCAGAAAGAAUCUAUAAAAAUACCCAAAUUUCAAAAUAUCUGGAAAGUGCCUAAAAUUGAAUGGAGCAAAUAUGAAACUAGCCUUGAGGAGGACCGUAUCAGAGAGAAAUUUGAAAUGGAGGAGAGAACUAAAGAAAAAGAGAGGAUUUUCUUAGAGCGAGAAGGUCAUGUUGCUACAAAAGAAGAGGUAAACGAGGAGGAGGAAAGUGAUGAUUCGAAGCAAAAAACAGUCUCCUAUAAACAACCAUGGACUGAAUUAGAGCAAAGGAAAUUAGAAGAACUGUUAACUAUAUAUCCAUCAGAAGAAGUAGAAGCCAGAAGAUGGGAAAAAAUUGCUCGAGCCUUGGGCAAUAGAACAACCCUGCAAGUUCAAUCAAGAGUUCAAAAAUAUUUUAUCAAAUUAGCUAAAUCAGGUUUACCAAUUCCAGGAAGAGUUCCUAAUGUAACGAAUACGUUUAGAAAAAUUAAACCAAGGGCUAAAUUUCUACAACAAGCCUUAAAUUUAAAUUCAACUUUUAUGACAUCCUACCAACUACCUCCAGCUUUGAAAAAUGAACCCUUCAGUCAAUCUGUUAAGGAUGAACCAGAUAGAGAAAUUGCAAGCGAGACUGAAACUUCAAAAGAAUCUACAACUAGUAAAAAGGAAGAAAAUGAAUUAAAUAACUUAAUAAAACUAAAAGAAAACAUUCUGAAAGAAGUACGAAAGAACAACGAUUCAGUUCACCGAGGUUAUGAAUGUAGCAAAUGUAAACAGAAUCCUAUUCGAGGGGUUCGAUGGAGCUGUAAGGAUUGUUCACCAUCACAAAAUGUUAAUUUGUGUUCAACUUGUGCUAACGAUGUAUACGAGACGCCGUCACAUAGCAUUUUUCACUCUUUUGACGAAAUCUUAUUUCCUCUUCAGAUCAAAUAA
Molecule: messenger RNA, 1362 nt
Organism: Dimorphilus gyrociliatus
Lineage: Eukaryota; Metazoa; Annelida; Polychaeta; Dinophilidae
Source: the annotation of a GenBank genome assembly